ACUGGAACGCAGUUCGUGCAAUUAAGGCAUCUCAUAUAAUGAAGGCGUUCGUAGUGUUGUCCAUGGCUUUGGCCGUUGCCUCCUGUGCGGCAGUUGACGAUUCUUCCAAGAAGGACAAACGAGGCCUCUGGGAGCUGGGAUACGGUCACGAUUCCCACGAUUUUGACGACCAUCACCAAGAAGUUAAGCAUGUCUCAACCACCAUCACCAAGAACGUUGCAGUCCCGUACCCAGUUGAGGUCGUUAAGCAUGUUCCAGUUGAAGUGAAGGUCCCAUACCCGGUGCAUGUCGAGAAGAAGGUUCCAGUCUACGUGGAGAAGAAAGUGCCAAUCUAUGUGGAAAAGAAGGUUCCAUACCACGUUGACCGCCCAGUCCCAUACCCAGUCGAAGUGAAGGUCCCAGUUGUCCACAAGGAAUACGUCGAAGUGCCAAAACCGUACGCAGUUCAUGUUGAGAAGCCCGUUCCAGUGUACGUCCAGAAGCCGGUUUACAUCGAGAAGCAUGUUCCAGUGACCGUGCACAUCAAGGAGCACAAGAAGAAGCACUGGGGACUGUUCUAAGCGAUGAUCUGUCUGUUUGUGUGUGAUGAAUUGUGAAUAAAUG
This is a messenger RNA of Ochlerotatus camptorhynchus, 603 nucleotides long. RefSeq names its product mantle protein-like. The record is from RefSeq and is a predicted model, not a curated record. The coding region runs from base 39 to 560 and encodes 173 amino acids. The transcript is spliced from 2 exons. NCBI's taxonomy places the organism in Eukaryota, Metazoa, Arthropoda, Insecta, Diptera, Culicidae.